Messenger RNA from Ruditapes philippinarum (Manila clam), 4747 nucleotides. Its product is annotated as 5-hydroxytryptamine receptor 6-like. The transcript has a single exon. Gene Ontology annotation, cellular component: dendrite; membrane. The record is from RefSeq and is a predicted model, not a curated record. Lineage: Eukaryota; Metazoa; Mollusca; Bivalvia; Venerida; Veneridae. Gene Ontology annotation, molecular function: neurotransmitter receptor activity; G protein-coupled serotonin receptor activity. Gene Ontology annotation, biological process: chemical synaptic transmission; G protein-coupled receptor signaling pathway, coupled to cyclic nucleotide second messenger. The coding region runs from base 1149 to 2330 and encodes 393 amino acids.
AAGCCUACUACGGUCGUAAACAGAAAGACAUAAGUAUCGGAUAUUUUCCUUGUAAUGUUCAAUAAUGAAUCCAAGGAAUCGUCAGUUGGCAUUCGAUCUCUGAAUACCUAUACGGGAGUGACAGCUAAUUCUGUGAAACAGUGCUUCAUAUCCGUUAACUCAGAUGUUUCUCAGAGUGUAAUUAGAUGCUAUAAAUUUUCAUAAAUAAAUUGGAUUUUAUCGAAGUUGCAGAAUUAAUGAAAAUUUAUCAUUACAAGAAAAAUCGAUUUCUAAAAGGUAGAAAAGAAAUAUUAUUUAUAAAAAAUUAAAAAAAAUACAUUAAUUGUUACAAACAGUAAAUAUCAAAGUAUUGUAUUUUCGAGUGAAAAAAGAAAAAGAAAAAAUACACUUUUGUGAAACAAUUGUUUGAGGAGUCCUAUGAAUGGAAUUUAAAACGCCACACUACUUAAUGUCAAACACAUAUGCUUAAAUAUCGAGACAUUUAAAAUAACGUUGCUGACUUUAAGUGCACUACAAAGAAUACAGCAUCAUUGAAUUCCUGAAAUUAUAGUAACGUGUUAGUACUACAUGACGGUGUUAAAAAUCAUGAUAUUUAAACUAUGGUAAGACUUCAAUAUUUAGCUGUCGAGAAAUGAGGCGGAAAUGUUUAUACAAAGCGUCGAUUUGUUUUUCUUCUAAUAGUGAGAUUAGGAGCAAACGAAGAACGUGACAAUUCCAUGUAAAAUGAACGGGAAAAUAUUACUUCUAAUUGACAUUUUGACUUUGAAUGGAUAUAGCGGAAAGGACAAGCUAAAGAAAUAAUUAAGAUAAAUGGGAAUAAAGUAUCAGCUUGCGUGGGAGUAGAAGGUGAAAGUCAUACAAAUAUUGACACAAUAUAAAUAAAUAUUAUUGUAUCGAAUAACAAAAGUACAUUAAAAAUGAAAUGAGUCAAUUUUGAUUAAAAAACAACACAUUUCAAUAGCAUACAAAGAUACAAAACAUUAAACGAAUGCAUAUGGGGGAAUAAUAAAUGAGAAAUCUUUUACAAGGAUAUUAUACAAAGUGGAUAUAUAUUGUGAGGAAAGUAAAGCGCAAUCUCAAAAAUGUUGAUAUUUAUUUAACAAUUUUGAAAAUAUUGACAUGACAAUAUCUUUUUCAAAUAAAUUGACAUGACGUAUUUCACAAAUUGUACCUCGUCAAGUACUUUCAUUCAAAACAACCAAAGCUAUGACCGUCUGGUGAUUGAUUCUACGGAGCGGCUUAGUGUCAAUAAGCAAGUAGCAGAGGUUGUUGAUAUUCAAGCGACAGGAGAUGACCCGGAAGUUGGUAAUGUUAUGAUUGGUGCAUUCCUUUUCUUGUUAGUUCUACUUACCAUUGCUGGUAACGUAAUAGUGUUUUUGGCUGUGAUAUUUACUAAGAAACUGCGAACUGUGUCCAAUUUGUUCAUCAUAUCAUUGAGUUUAGCUGAUCUUCUUGUUGGUACAGUUGUGAUGAUUCCCGAUGUUCUCAGUGUAAUUUUUCAGCGAUGGAUACUUGCUUAUUCAUUUUGUGUAUUUUGGGCGGGAUUUGAUGUGAUGUUGUGUAGUGCUUCUAUAUUAAAUGUAUGUCUAAUCAGCUUAGACAGGUAUAUUGCUAUUAUGUCUCCAUUAAGAUACAAAGUUUUGAUUACAUACAGACGGGCAGCAGCGUUGUUAGCCGCUGCAUGGGGGAUUGCCAUAUCUGCGUCUUUCAUUCCACUUCUUUCCGGAAUUCAUAACCCAGAACUUCCGACCCUGACUAAUCUAACGUUACUAUCAGACACGCCACAAUGUCUUUUCAUUCCAAGUUUAAUAUACGUUGUAAUUGCGUCUACAGUGACUAUUUUAUUGCCAAUUAUCGUCGCUUUAGUGUUGUAUUACAGAGUUUCUAAGGAAGCAAAAAGACAGGCGUGCUUUGUCGGUGUGUUAAUUACCCCGACGAACAUGCUACUUGGCGCGAAAGUAGCAAAUAAACAUAUCCGGGAACCUUUUACCAGAAAAGCAACCGUCACAUUAGGAAUAAUUGUCGGGGCGUAUGUUGUCACGUGGGCUCCAUUUUUAGUCGUUAACAUUACGGAUGCUAUAUGUAUGUGUGUUCCGCCAAAACUGUUUAGGGCGUUUGUAUGGCUUGGAUGGUGCAAUAGCCUUAUAAACCCUAUUAUUUAUCCGUUCUUCAUGAGAGACUUUCGAAAAGUAUAUUCAGAUGCUUUUUUAAAAAUAUGCCCUUGUCUAAAAAUGGUGUGUAAAUAUAAAAAGGAUAAAGUAUUUCAUAGAGAUUCUAUCGAAGUGACGUCAACGAAAAUACACUAUGACAACUCAGAAGAUGCACUAUAGGAAUACGAAUGACCUAAUGAUUCUAAAUAAAGGUGAUGCCAUGUGUAUAUACUUUCACAUUCUAUUUAUGUUUUAAUUUAUUUCGUAUGUUACGUUUAUGUUUCAUUGUUUGAAUAUGAUUAAAUAUUAAUUGAAAGUACUUAUUGUUAUAUAAAUUUUUUAAACAUGUAAGGAUACGUUCAUUUUAAUGUGUAUAUUUUGAUGAAAUCAUUAAGAUGUAAAGCAGUUUUAUUAGUGCUCAUAGGCAUAUUUCCUAUGAUAUGAACUGUUUAGUCAUAAAUCAUUAAUAGAUCAAAGAUUAAGUCUAAUAUAAAAAUAUGUUUAGAUAUAAAAUAUGACAACUCAUUUGGGAAAUACGUUUAACCAUUACAAAUAUUACAAAAUUAAUAAGCUUUAAAAUCUAAAUGUAAUUUUAAAAACAUACAGGAUCGAUAAGUGAAAUGUGUUGUUAAUUCAUUAAUUCAUCAAAACAUAAGUGUGUAAUGGCCCGAUAAAUUUUGUGAUACAAAUUAAAUGGGAAUAUCAGCAAUGUCAAAAAAACUUACUAAGACACCAUUCAAUAAUAAGAAGAAUUAAAAAGAUCGUUUAGCUAGUGAUAAAGACAGGUUUGAAACCAAUAAUCUUAGACAGAUUGAAAGUAUGAUAAAAGAUAAUUUGAUUGCUUUAGUCCCUGUGGGAUAUUAAUCAAUACUAAUUUCUAUUAAAAGCAAUUGGUAUCUGAUAUUCUUACACGUACAACAUAAAACCUUUAGAACUUAACUGAUAUUUUAAUAUUUGCAGUACGGAGGAACGUGCUUGUCAUAUUUUUAUCAACACCUUUCAAUUCACAUAACAAAUUUGUUUUUACAUGACGUGUUUUUACAACACGUGCUAGAAGCUUGCAUAUUACACAACUUAUAGUUGUUAUAAUUCAUUCAAAAGUAAAGUAAAUACCUGUAUGCUCGCACGGAGAAUAUAUCAAAUAAACUGAUCAUUUAUUCAUCACAAGUUUUAAUUGAAACAAUAUGUAGAUUUAACAGCAUUUACAAAUUCUUAGAUCUGUAUGAAGAUAUAAUGAUUUGUUUCAUGAUCAGUUAUAAAAUACUGUGUUUUAUUAGUGUAAUAUAAACUAAAUAACAUAUUUAUUGUCUUUUUUUCAUCUGUGUAGAAAAUAAGAGAAAAAGUAAUUGCUUGAUUGUUGGAAAUGAAAUAAGGAAAGUUUUAUAUCUGAAAUGGCUCUGUUUGCUCAAGCGAAUAAUUCAAGUUUCUAUUUUUAGCAACUUUGCUUUUAACACGCAAAAACACGUACGCGCAUGCACGCAAACACGCGUAUACGCAAACGCGCACACGCACACACACACACACACACACACACACACAUAGAGAAAAUUGUGUUUAUUUACAAGAUCAAACAUGGCCAUUUCAAAUAAAAAAACUUCCCUUAGUACAUUUCGAACUUUCUACAGUUGAUGAAAAUACAUCGAUAUUAUAAUCUUGAUUCGCCCAGAAAAUAUGUGAAUCGUCGAUGAACGAAAAAAGUGUAUGCUUGCUAUUCCUUAUUGUUACAUAACAUGAGUUUGACAUUAUCCUUUGUGAAAAGUUUCAUCUUUUUAUUUCUUAUGUUGUUCUAUAUUUAUGUCAUGACCUUUAAGAUAUCAAUUUGUCUAAAGGUUGAGUAUAAAUAAAAUAACACAAUUUACAAGUUUGAUAUUCAAAUUAUCAGCCAUUGUCUGUCUGAAUUACGACAUCAAUAAUUCAUUGAAAAUGUACUUUCCAGAUUUCUGAAAUUCGUGAAAUCUUAUUGUCAGAAGAAGAACAAUAAUCAUACGGAAAAUUGAUAUAUCCCGCCCAGUGCCGUUAAGUAAAUUGGAAGGUGUACGUCACGCUCAACCUUUACCAAAAUAGAUAUAUAAUUUACAUGGAAGCAGAGUUAAACUGUAGUUCGUAGGGAAGUUGUGUCCGUCCGAUGAUCAAUUGUUUUGACAUUUUAUGCCUUCAUUAUUCUUUAUUUGUCUUUGUGUUAUCAGUUUUGAUAGAAGCAAUUUUAUAAUAACUUAGAAAACUAUAAACAUACAUGAUUGUUGACAAAAUAUACAGUAAAGGUAUAAGGUGUUACUUAUUAAAAUCUUUAUUAUAAAGUUAAACUUGAACUGUUUUACAUUUUUUCUUAUAAAUCCAAACAUUCCAGUUCUUUUACUACGAAGGAGCGGGAUUUAAAAGCGGUGAUGAAUGAAAUAAUAUUACAAGUUAUUUGGACAUUAAGACUCCAAUGACAAUAAUUAACAAAUAACAUCACUGCACCUAUUGUAUUUUAUGCAUACAUUUCAUAACCCGAUACACAUAAAUUAUCGAUUCAAAAAGAAUCAUAUGUCGAAUAUAUGAAAUGCCAAUCACGUUUUCAGUCUUACGCUAUUAUUUUCUCUACCUUAGUUUCAAUC